GAGCUAAUUUUGUAACAAUGUUAACUAAAAUAAUGUUAUUUGUAAUGUUACAUCUUUCUUUUUACCUUUGUAUUGACUCAUCAUCCGUUAACCCUUACAUUGAUUCCUAUCAGUGCGAGAAUGAAUUCAAUACAAAAUUCUGUCAAACAAAAGAAAGUUUGUGUUAUGAUUUUUCACCAAAUAAUUUUUAUUCUUAUAAAUUCAGUAUCUUAUCAUUUCCAAAAAUUGAUUCAAUACAACUUUUAUCAAAUGAAUCAAAAAAUUACCUGAAUAUCACAUGGAAAGUUUCUCCUUUAUCAAAUGCUGAAAGAAAUUUAUGUACAUUAAGGAAGAUUGUUGUUUGGGUACAACCAAAAAAUGUAUUUAAUGUCGAUCUUCAGUUGUAUUGCAAUUUAUUCAAUUUAUGUAUUUAUCAAAGGGUUAGGGCUGAAAUUCUAAAUAAUACUUUUGAAUGCAGAAUUGAAGAAGAAAAUUGCUUUUGCAAAACAUUACAUCUAAAUAAGUCAAUAUUCAUUCAUGAUCUUCAUAACACUAAUAAAAAUGUAAUUGUUCCAUUACUUGAAAAGGAUAACAAUUGCCAAAUGAUAUAUUAUUCUCCUAGCUUUUUAUUUAAUCAACAACUUGCUAAUGAUAGAAACUGUGAAUAUAUAUCAUGUUCCUUAAGUUCAAAUUCAAGUGAAAAUUGUAUGUACAGUAUCUGGUAUAUAUAUAUAUUAUAUUGAUACAUUUAUAUCAUUAAUU
Centruroides sculpturatus (bark scorpion) is the source of this 741-nucleotide messenger RNA. RefSeq lists its product as uncharacterized. The transcript is spliced from 7 exons. Bases 18 to 722 code for a protein of 234 amino acids. Lineage: Eukaryota; Metazoa; Arthropoda; Arachnida; Scorpiones; Buthidae. The record is from RefSeq and is a predicted model, not a curated record.